This is a messenger RNA of Orcinus orca (killer whale), 2230 nucleotides long. RefSeq names its product kinesin light chain 3 (gene KLC3). The record is from RefSeq and is a predicted model, not a curated record. Gene Ontology annotation, biological process: axo-dendritic transport. Gene Ontology annotation, molecular function: kinesin binding. The coding region runs from base 394 to 2220 and encodes 608 amino acids. Lineage: Eukaryota; Metazoa; Chordata; Mammalia; Artiodactyla; Delphinidae. Gene Ontology annotation, cellular component: kinesin complex; membrane-bounded organelle; cytoplasm. The transcript is spliced from 8 exons.
AACUAGAGAAAGCCCGCGUGCAGCAACGAAGACUCAACACAGCCAGAAAAAAUAUUCUCACAGCCUUUGACUACCCCAUUUUACAGUUUAGGGAAACGGAGACAGAGAGAUUACUUGUCCAAGGCCUGCGCAGCUAGUAAGUACUGAAAUCGGAUGUGAACUCAGAGCUCAAUUUUUAGCCUCACCAAUAAUGUGAUGUAAGACAACAUAGUAAUUAUAAUGUUACACGAAAUAAUUUUAGGUCCUGCAAAGUUUUGUGAGCAAAAUCAAGGAGAGAAAUGAGGUUGUGUUUUGCUGGGAAGGUGUAAUUUAGAAGAGACAGGCAAGGGAGGCCUCUCGGAGUAAGCGGCCUUUGAAAAGGGACCAGACAAACGUCGAGAUCUGUGUGGAGAGAUGUCCAAGCAGGGCGCACAGCCAAGGCAAAGAGCCGGCGGCUGGCACUGCAAGAAGGCCGUCCGUCUGGGAUCCAAAGUUUCCAAGAUUCUAGUUUCGCUGAGACUCUGGUUUCCAGGCCUCCUGCGCACUGGAAUCAUCUCAGAUUCGACGUGCCCUAGAGGCUACCGGCUACGCGCACGCGAAGUUCUGCGGUUGCUUAGGGCCGGGGCCGCAGCGCUUAACUUUCCCCGGGCUGUGGGCGGGGCCUGUCUCACCUGUGGGGGCGGGGCUCCGGGCCGCCCCACCCCCUCCGGAGGACCCGCCCGCGGCCCGAGACUCGCUGCGCAGCUGGAAGCGGCGAGGCGUGCGCGGCGGGCGGGCGCAGCGCGGCGAAGCAGGACCGGGAGCUGUCUGCGGUCAGAAGCAGCAAUGUCCGUGAAGGUGGCGGCCCCGGGAAGCAUGGGGCUGGGCCCAGAGCACCUGAGCCCUGAGGAGCUGGUGCAACAGACGCGACAAGUGGUACAGGGGCUGGAGGCCCUGCGGGCAGAGCACCGGGGCCUGGCCGGGCACCUGGCGGAGACCCUGGCAGGACAGGGCCCGGUGGCUGGCCUGGAACUGCUGGAAGAAAAGCAGGAGGUGGUGAGCCACUCACUGGAGGCCAUCGAGCUGGGGCUGGGUGAGGCCCAGGUGCUGCUGGCCCUGUCGGCACAUGUGGGCGCGCUGGAGGCUGAGAAGCAGCGGCUGCGAGCGCAGGCCCGGCGGCUGGCCCAGGAGAACGCAUGGCUGCGGGAAGAGCUGGAGGAGACGCAGCAGCGGCUGCGGGCCAGCGAGGAGGCUGUGGCCCAGCUGGAGGAGGAGAAGAGCCACCUGCAGUUCCUGGGGCAGCUGCAGCAGUAUGACCCGCCGGCGGAGAGCCAGCAGCCCGAGUCCCCCCAUCAGCAGGACAGCCUGGCCUCCCUGUUCCCCGGUGAGGAGGAGGAGAGGAAAGGUCCCGAGGCAGCGGGGGCCAUCUCUGCUCAGCAGGGUGGCUACGAGAUCCCGGCCCGCCUUCGGACCCUGCACAACCUCGUGCUCCAGUACACGGGGCAGGGCCGCUACGAGGUGGCUGCACCGCUGUGCCGCCAAGCCUUAGAGGAUCUGGAGCGGAGCUCGGGCCACUGCCACCCUGACGUGGCCACCAUGCUCAACAUCCUGGCGCUGGUGUACCGGGACCAGAACAAGUACAAAGAGGCCACAGACCUUCUCCACGACGCCCUGCAGAUCCGGGAGCAGACACUGGGCCGGGAGCACCCCGCGGUGGCCGCCACCCUCAACAACCUGGCCGUCCUCUACGGGAAGCGUGGGCGUUACCAGGAGGCGGAGCCCCUGUGCCAGCGCGCCCUGGAGAUCCGUGAGAAGGUCCUGGGCGCCAACCACCCGGACGUGGCCAAGCAGCUCAACAACCUGGCCCUGCUGUGUCAGAACCAGGGCAAGUUCGAGGAGGUGGAGCGGCACUACGGCCGGGCCCUGAGCAUCUACAAGGCCCUAGGUGGGCCUCACGACCCCAACGUGGCCAAGACCAAGAACAACCUGGUGAGGGCGCCUUGGGGCGUGGGUGUCUUGGUCCCGGGGCCGCGGCACUGGGGAGCACCCAUCGGCUGGAGGGUGGGAUACCACCGAGGCCAGGGGCCCCACCUCUGCCCAGCCCUCGAGCUGUCCCGUGAGACUCGGCUUCCAAGCUGGGCCCUGACUGGUGAGGUUGCUCAGCACAGAGGACACAGAAGCAUCAGGAAACAGGCAAGUUGGUGGCAGCCAGAGAACAGCUCCAGUCAAAGAGGAAGCCAGAGACGGGCUGGGAGCAGAUGAGAGCGUUUAU